UUCAGGUCUCUCUGUCUCUCUCUGGGUGGAAGUUUCCAUUGCUAAGUUUUCUCGCACUAAUCUAUAAUACCCCCUCGUGUCACUUUCAACUCGCACCCACGUUUCUUCAUGGCAUCACCCACAAUUUUAUCUCUCUUCCCCAUACAUCUACCACCACCGUUAACACCACCGCCUCCAUUGCUUUCUUUUCUUCCACAACAAAAACUAUUAAAAGCGGUUCUGUUUCAAUAACUAGUACAGCAGUUAUAAAGAAAUGAUAAUGAGGCUAUAUGUUUAUUUGUUGGAGGGUAGGGACUGGGUGGUGACGGACUCAUAUGUGAAGCUUCAAGUUGGUAAGUUCAAGUCCAAAACAAGGGUUCUUAGGAACACUGAAAACCCAGUUUGGAAUGAAGAGUUUGUUUUCAGAGUUCAUGAAAUGGAGGAUGAACUUGUGGUCUCUGUGUAUCAGCACCAUGAUGAUUCUGGGUUCUUCACUGCCUCUGGGGAUUUAGUGGCUCGGCUCCGGAUUCCAAUAGGGUCCGUUGCUGCCGAAGAGAACCAGAACUUGCCACCCACUUGGUUUUCUCUGGAAAAACCCAAGACAUCGAAUUCAAUCAACAAAGAUUCCGGGAAAGUUCUUCUCACUCUUUCGCUGCAUGACAGAGGCCAAGACAUAUGUGAUGACCAUUUAUUCUCCAGAUUUCCAAGUAUUAAAAAUGUAAGUUUUAGAGAAUGGGAUGCAUUUUUUUCUUCUCAAGAUAUUCUCAAGUCCACAGAUCCUUCCAGAAAGAUGCUAGAUGGUAAACAGUUGAUCAAGUCCAUUGCCUGCCGUUUAGAGAGGCUAUUUCAUAAGAGUGAGGAAACCUCAAAGAAUGAUGAUUCUUCUGGCUUGUCCACUACCCUAUCUGACUAUGAGGAUUGCAUGGAGGAAUUCCCCUCUAACUGUACUUUUGCAGAAUCUAUUGAAAUGCUGCAGUCAAUGAAUGAUGACCGAGAAAUCCCUGAGAACCUUCAGGGAGGCAUUCUUUUGGAUCAGUCAUAUGUUGUACCACCCAAAGAUCUCAACAUGUUUCUUUUCGUUCCAGAUUCACAGUUCAGUAGAAAUCUGGCGGAAUUGCAAGGAACAACAAAUGUCCAAGAGGGCCCCUGGACAUGGAGAUCAGAAGAAGACACAUCAUGUUUAACACGAGUUGUUACCUACACAAAGGCAGCAACAAAGUUAGUUAAGGCUGUAAAAGCCACUGAGGAGCAAACCUAUAUUAAAGCAGAUGGAAGAGAAUUUGCUGUUUUUGUGAACGUGAGUACCCCAGAUGUUCCAUAUGGAAGUAUGUUCAAAGUUGUGUUACUCUAUGUUAUAAAGCCUGGACCAGAGCUAUCUUCCAGAGAAGAAUGCUCCCAUCUUGUGGUAUCAUGGGGCAUUAUCUUUUACCGGAACACAAUUAUGAAAGGCAUGAUUGAAGGAGGAGCUCGGCAAGGUUUGAAGGAGAGUUUUGAUCAGUUUGCCAGCUUGCUAGCUCAAAAUUUUAAAAUGUUAAAUACUGAAGACAAAUUGGACAAGGAUCAUGUGCUGGCAACUUUGCAGACAGAGCAUCAGUCAGAUUGGGAAUUAGCAACCGAAUAUUUUUGGAAUUUUACUAUGGUUUCUACCCUUGUUAUGUUUUUGUAUGUCUUUGUGCAUAUUCUACUUUGUGAAACAAGCAACCAGCAGGGUUUAGAAUUUAGUGGUCUUGAUUUGCCAGACACUUUUGGAGAACUUAUCACCUGCGGAAUUUUAGCGAUCCAAUUAGCACGUGUUUAUAACAUGGUAUCACAUUUUGUACAAGCUAGGUUGCAAAGAGCAAGUGAUCAUGGAGUCAAAGCCCAAGGUGAUGGAUGGAUGCUUACUGUAGCUUUAAUUGAGGGGAUGAACCUAGCUUCCUUGGAUUCAGCAGGGUUCCCUGAUCCCUAUGUGGUGUUCUCCUGCAAUGGUAAAACUAGAACCAGCUCUGUCAAGCUUCAGACUCCUGAUCCUCAAUGGAAUGAUAUACUCGAGUUUGAUGCAGCGGAAGAACCACCUUCAGUGCUGGAUGUGGAAGUUUUUGAUUUUGAUGGUCCAUUUGAUCAAUCUGCCUCACUUGGACAUGCUGAAAUCAAUUUCUUAAAGCACACAUCUACAGAGCUGGCCGACAUGUGGGUUCCUCUCGAGGGAAAACAUGCUCAUUCUCAGUCAAAGUUGCACCUUCGAAUCUUUUUGGACAAUAACAAUGGAGUUGAAACAAUUAAAGAAUAUUUAACAAAGAUGGAGAAGGAAGUUGGAAAAAAGUUGAACCUUCGGUCACCUCACAGGAAUUCAACGUUCCAGAAACUUUUUGGGCUGCCACCAGAAGAAUUUCUCAUCAGUGAUUUCUCAUGCUCCCUAAAAAGAAAGAUGCCAUUACAGGGUCGACUUUUCCUAUCUGCCAGAAGUGUAAGUUUCUAUGCGAACUUGUUUGGUCAUAAAACCAAAAUUUUCUUCCUAUGGGAGGACAUUGAGGAUAUUCAAGUGCUCCCUCCAUCCCUGGCAUCCGUGGGCAGCCCCAUACUGGUAAUAGUUCUGCGGAAGGGCCGAGGUCUUGAUGCUAGGCAUGGUGCAAAAUCUCAAGAUGAAGAAGGAAGGCUGCGUUUCUAUUUCCAUUCAUUUGUUUCCUUCAAUGUAGCCAGCAGGACUAUUAUGGCAAUGUGGAGAACAAGAAUUCUGACUCCAGAUCAGAAAGCCCAAAUAGCUGAAGAGCAGCAGGAUCAAGAUGGGAAUUCUAUUUUGCUUGAAGACAUUGGAUCCUGUUUGGUUGUUGAAGAAGCAAACAUGUCCAAGGUUUACUCUGCUGAUUUUCCUGUUAAUAUAAAUUCAAUCAUGGAGGUGUUUGAUGGGGGAAACUUGGAACAUGAAGUGAUGGGAAAAUCUGGUUGUCUCAAUUAUGUGACUACUACUUGGGAACCUGGAACUCCCGAUGCUUUUGAAAGACAUCUAUCCUACAAAUUCAACCGUCGGGUCUCCAUCUUUGGAGGGGAAGUUACUUCCACACAACAAAAGGCUCCCAUUCCCAAUGAUGGAGGCUGGAUUGUGAAUGAGACUAUGACCCUACAUAAUGUCCCAUUUGGCAACCACUUCCGUGUCCAGUUCAGAUACCAGAUUGAGAACUCCAAUCUUGUUCCAAGGUCAUGCAAGUGUGAUGUUUAUCUCGGCGUGACAUGGCUGAAAAACACCAAGUUUCAAGGAAGAAUAACCCAGAAUAUUACCGACAAGUUCACCCGCCGCUUAAAAGAAAUAUUUGAGCUAGUUGAAAGCGAGAUUUUAUUGGCCAGUCGAUAACAUAGUUCCAUUUGACAAUUACUGUAUUUCAGUAUUUUUUUCAUCUUUGGGAAUAAGUUGAGGGAGGCAACAAAGGCAGUUUGAGAAUUUCUGUAGUUUUUUUUUAAGGUAUCAGGCUGUAAUUUUAACUUUUGAGGAUGAAUCAUCUCUGUUCACGGAUCCCAGUGUUAACCAUGCUCAUUGUUCAUUAUCAUCAACAAUGGUAACAUUUUUUUCCCAUUCCUUUUUUGAUAAUUUAU
Molecule: messenger RNA, 3546 nt
Organism: Ilex paraguariensis (yerba mate)
Lineage: Eukaryota; Viridiplantae; Streptophyta; Magnoliopsida; Aquifoliales; Aquifoliaceae
Source: the annotation of a GenBank genome assembly